Cydia fagiglandana is the source of this 1361-nucleotide messenger RNA. RefSeq lists its product as uncharacterized. Lineage: Eukaryota; Metazoa; Arthropoda; Insecta; Lepidoptera; Tortricidae. The coding region runs from base 82 to 1350 and encodes 422 amino acids. The record is from RefSeq and is a predicted model, not a curated record. The transcript has 2 exons.
AUAAUUUAGAGAAAAGGUAUACAGUUGUGAAUAGCUGUAUAGCCAUAUCUAUUAUUACGAGUAUGAGCUGUGCUUGUGGCUAUGUGCCAACUAGUUGUUUGUACAUUUUUGCUGUCGUUAAUGGUAUGCUCAGGGCAUGUCCAAGAAACUUAUAGAAGCAACAAAAACACGGAUGGAAACUUAAAGAAUAUACAAUCAUAUGAACUCAUUAACGGUACUAAGCUUAUUUCGCGUAAAUUAACAACACGUUCACUCUAUACUUUUAACAAAAACAAUCUGAUAUCCCACAAGAUUAGUAGCACAUGCAAUUUCUCUACUCUCAAAACUCGAACGCUCAAAUAUCCCGUUGUGUUUAAUUCUCGGAGACUCAACCUUCAUAAGCUCAAUAAUCAUACUACCCAUUCCCCAACACUCAGGACUCGGACACUCAAUUCUUCUACAUUUAACACUCGAACACACAAUUAUGAUAUAGUCAAUCCUUAUAUACCUGAAACGCUCAACUCUUCUGAGCUUGAAAAUAAAAAUCUCGACAAUUUAGUUUACGAUAAAAUUCUACAAGAAUGGCUGGAAGAUACAAUAUUAACAUUACCAGAUAAUGAUUUAAAAGACUCCCGCCACUCCCUGAACGAAGGACUGCACGAACAUAAAAAACGGGUUAUUAAAGAUAAAGAACAAUCAAGGAUACGCGCUGAAAAAUUCAACGAUAAUGACUACAUACUAAAUAAUGAAUAUGAAUUAGCCAAAUUGCAGGUUCAUGAGCCAGUUAUGCCAAAUUUUGAUGAAUCAUUCGCUGAUAUUGCUGCAAAAAAAAUAAACGAAAUGAAAUCUGAACAUUUGAAAGUUAAAUUAGAAGAAGAAUCAUCAAAAUCAGCUCGUAGAUUCGACCGAACCACAAAGAAACCAAAUCCAUUGGACAGAAUAUUAGAUCUCAUGGAUCAGUUUCUUUUUCAAGCCCAUUCAAAACUGAUAAAUGGAGAGUUGCUGAAAAAAAAAUAUAAGGUCUACGUAAAGUAUAAAAUCGGUUAUGUGUUCUCGCUACUCAGGAUUUUAAAGCAACAGCAGAUGAGGUUAUAUUCGAGCAUGCAUUUCUAUUUAUUUGCAACGCCGAAAGUUAAAGGUACUCAUUAUGUGGAGAAAGUUGCUGACUUAACGUUUUACUUGAUCUUGUACGAGAAGGUGAUACGCCUGGAUGAUGAUAUCGCUACGUUAGUGGCCUAUUUGUUUACGUUGGACAAGAGACGUAAGAAGGAGGCAGCGAUAGAGGCCACGAAAUUCCCGAAGAGAUGGAAAGCCACGCCUCGUGAUAAUGAGUGGUUUUGGCAUACGUUGCGAGUACCAAAGUACGGAUAAAAAUGAAUAAA